Octopus bimaculoides (California two-spot octopus) is the source of this 2931-nucleotide messenger RNA. RefSeq lists its product as uncharacterized. NCBI's taxonomy places the organism in Eukaryota, Metazoa, Mollusca, Cephalopoda, Octopoda, Octopodidae. The record is from RefSeq and is a predicted model, not a curated record. Gene Ontology annotation, biological process: proteolysis. Gene Ontology annotation, molecular function: metalloendopeptidase activity.
UGAAGAUUCUCCAGUUGCUUUUAAAUACCAAUUUAUUAACGAGGUGAAAGAGAAGCCAGUUUGGCGACGCACAGACACCAAAACACACACACACACACAAUAAAUAACUGUCCAAUCGGACAAAAGAUCUCGCCUGCUUUUUAUUUUCAUCCUUCCAUAAAGUUCCCCUCUCAUAUAAUACACACAUUUUGAACCAGUGUUUCACAACCUGAGUGUGAGCAUCCACUCUAUCUCUCUCAUAGCAAGAGUGUCCACUCACUCUAUCCCCAACAGACUGAAGGACCUCUCUGUGUGCCGCAACCGUCAAUCGCGUAUAAGGUUCUACACCCUAGAAAGUCGGCUGUCUUAAAUACUUACGUCUGUCCUCCGGCUCAAAGUCCACUCUUUCAUCCUUGCUGUGACUCUGCUUGACCAAUUGCAGCUGUUGUCCAGUUUUCACUGACCACUGUGACACAGAGAGACGAUGGCCAUCUGUAGAGUUGGGGUCCUCUUCCUGUUUCUCGUAAUAUUUGCGUUCCUGGAGAGCCAUUGUGUGAUGUCGGCGAAAUGGCGAGAGGCGAGGGACGUGUUCCUGUCAAACGUGGGGACCCUGAGUGAGAUGGUGAAGCGACAGCCAAGUCACAUGAUUACCACACGUGACCUGUUUGGUCUGACCAAAGACGAGGAUGUCGAACUAACGGAUUCAGCACCAAGCGUACAAGGAACAGACAUCAAAAAGUACCACGAAACUUAUCGAGGACUUCCAGUGUUUGAUGCCAGCCUCACUGUGGAGACGGACGCCAAAAGCCAUGUGUACACUGGCCAGGUGACAGGUAAACUGGUUCAGAACCUUGAUGAUGACAUCAACUCUACAAUACCAAAUGUGACUGAACAGGAAGCUGUACAAUUGGCUCUGAUGUAUGGCAAAUUUCCUAUGGCAGGGGCCCGCAUAGACAGCAGCAAACCUCAGUUGAUAAUCUAUGUGAAGGACAAUAUCGGAAUCCUGGUUUAUCGAGUUCAAUAUUUCGCUGUGUCUGAUGGAAAAAAUUAUCGAUUUUGCAUGAUGAUCAAUGCAAAGAAUGGAAUGCUUGUAGACAAAUGGAACACACUAGAAACUGCAAGAGAGAAAUAUCAGAUGAAAGGUAUAGGAGGCAACAAGUUGAUAGGUAAAAAAACGUAUGGGGAAUUGCUACCUUAUUUGCAAGUGAGACGCACUGGAGAAGACUGCUAUUUCCGCAAUGGCAUUGUGAUAGUCGUGAAUCUGAAAGGAAAGGAGUAUCUGUCCGAUGAGGAUGAAAAAACUUAUCAUACCAACUGCAAGAAUGGUUCAAGGGAUGAAAUAAAUGGUGCUUAUUCCCCGAUAAACGAUGCUCUUUUCUAUGGUACCAUCAUCUACAAUAUGUACAUGGAAUGGGUGAAAGUACCUCCGAAGAAAGUGUUGCCUAUGAUCUUUCGUGUGCACUAUGGACACAACACUGUCGUAGCUAACUACAAUGGACGGAACUUCACGUUUAGUGACGGCGACGACAGCUUCCUGCCUCUUGUCGGUCUCGACAUCGUUGCACAUGAAGUGACACACUGCUUCACAGAAGAACAUUCAGACUUGGUGUACGAAGGUCAGUCGGGGGGCAUCGACGAAUCUUUCAGUGACCUGGCUGGAGAGGCAGCCGAAAACUUUGCAAAAGGAAACAAUGACUGGGAAGCCGGAGGGGGUGUCAGCAAAGAUCCAAUACGCAAACUUUGUAAACAAUCAGAGGAUGGUAAAUCAGUCAUAUACGCUAAAGACUUCUCCGAUGAUAUGGAUGUACACUACCUCAGCGGAGUAUUCAACCGGUUCUACUGUCUGUUGGCCAGUUAUAAAGACUGGAGUGUUAGGAAAGUAUUCCAGAUGACAGCACACAGCAACCGUUUCUACUGGCAUCCAAAAACCAACUUCACGGAGGCUGCUUGUGACAUCAUAAAGUCCGCUUAUGAUCUUGGCUAUGAUACAGCUCCUGUACAAGAAUCUUUUGCAAAAGUGGGCAUCGAAGUCUGCGAUAUAUCUCAGUACAUCCGUAACAUUCACGAGAACUCAGUAAUUGAGGGGCUGAGUUCAGUUCCUGGAGAGAAAAUCCUGUUUAAACUCAAUGUCAAAACGGUGUCAUUGAAGAAAGUGAAAAUCAUUACUUUUGCUGGAAUCGGAGAAGUAGAUCUUUAUGCUUGCUAUAAAAGAAGUCGGUGCUCCAAACAUUUGACAAAAUGGCGAUCAAGCCAGCCCGGAACGGACCAACUGCUUUCGAUUAGGCAUCCAAAAUUGGGGAAAUACUUCAUAACACUAAUACCAAAAACGAGGUCAUAUUUUGCAAAUGUAACAAUCAAAGUGAAUUAUGAAAAAGAUUAAAAUAUUUUUUUUUAAAUAAAAAAACAAAAAGUCUUCUUUUAUUUUCUUUAGUGUUCGAAAAACCUUGCAUGAACAGAGAUUUUAUCCGAUCAAAUUUAGUUCAUUUUAUAUUAACUUUAGUAAUUGUCUUAACAAAAUCUAAUUAAAUCGAUAAAUUCAAAAACAAAAACUGUGACCCAAUCAGAACUGAUCGAAGCUGUUAUUGAUUACAUCAAUUUAAACACACACACACACACACACAUAUAUACAUCUAGAUAUAUCAUCAUCAUCAGUUUUAACCUCCACUUUCCAUGCUUGCAUGGACCAGAUAAAAUUUACAUAUUUCUAUAUCUAUCUAUCUUUAUAUAUAUGUAUAUAUAUAUAUACAUAUACUUCAUUAAAAGACAGCAAAAAUAUCACAAAAACUGUAUAUAGAUACACAAUAUGUGUUUCUAUCAAAGUAAUUGUAUUUCUGCAUAUAACUUUAUUUUGCUCCAUUCUAAACAAAACUGUCCGACGAACAGGAACGUGAAACUCUGAGUAACAGUUUUUUGUGAUAUUUUUGCUGCUUUUCAAUAAACGUAUUGCUCUAC